Ectocarpus siliculosus is the source of this 3004-nucleotide messenger RNA. NCBI's taxonomy places the organism in Eukaryota, Phaeophyceae, Ectocarpales, Ectocarpaceae. The record is from the annotation of a GenBank genome assembly.
AUGUUCCACGUGCAGCGUUUCACCGACGAGCAGCAAGAUGAUGAUCAUGGCGACGACUCUACCGGCAUCCUUAACAGGAUGCUCGCUAGAGCCAAGGCCCGCUCCUCCGCCAAGCGAGCACGUCUAGGGCCUGACAGCAAUGAUGUCGUACACCAGCAGACCGCUGCAGGCGUGAUCCCGCUGGCCGGGGGGUGUUCCAGCAAGGCAUCUGAGGUAGAGGACGAUGCCGCUAUUAGAUCUAUGCGGACUAGCGGCGGAGAGGGCUCGGCGAAUGGCAGCACCGUGGAUCAUCGAGCAACAGCAGAGGAUGCUAGCGGGGGCACCGAUGACAGCAGCUCUAGCGGGGAAGAGAGCAGCAGCAGCAGCAGCGAAAGUGGGAGUGAGAGCGGAGAGGAAGAUGGAGACAGCAGCGAACCGGGCGCCGAUGGGGAAGAAGCCGGUGAGGCCGCCGCGAUUGCAGGGGGGCGGGUGGACGGAGAACGCAGCGUUGACGCCGGGGGACAACAAGGGCCCAGGCCAAUGGAGGAGGUGGCCGAGGAGUGGGGGCUAGACCCUAGGCUAACGGAGAUACUGCGCCGCGAAGGCGUCAAGCACUUCUUCCCCAUCCAGGUACGCGUCGUGCCGGACAUCGUGGCCACGGAGCGACACUCGCACGUCCAGAGUCGGGACAUCUGCGUGUCCGCCCCUACUGGUAGCGGGAAGACUUUGGUGUUCGUUCUAGGGGUCUUGCAGGCGUUGAUACGAAGGCGGGUAGUACGGUUGCGCGCCUUGGUGCUGCUGCCGUCGCGAGACCUUGCGAUGCAGGUCCACUCCGUGUUCAAGAAGUACGCGCGAGGCACGGGUCUCCGGGUGGGAUUGGCCAUCGGCCAGACGAAUUUUCUGGAGGAGCAACUGGCCCUUGUGGGACCUGUGGCUCUGGCAGGCAACCCCACGGCAACAGCCCGAGCAAGCUUCCUACGGGCGCAAGGCCGAGCAAUCCGACCAAAUCCAACGAUGGGGGGGUCGAACCUGGAUUCUGGGGGAUGGUCAGGCACCGGCGCGCCCGCGGGGGGGUCGUCUGAGGUGGACAUCGUUGUGGCCACCCCCGGACGACUGCUGGACCACCUGACGCAGACGCCGGGGUUCACCCUACAGCACCUCCGGUACCUCAUUAUCGACGAGGCGGACCGAUUGCUCAACCAAAGCUACCAGGGCUGGGUCGGCAAAGUCAUUAAGGCCGCCUACCGGAAAGAGCCCGGAACCGCGGCUCCGGUCUAUGAGCGAUUCACUUUCAACGGCGGCGGAAAACGCAAUGAUGUGAGUGGGGGCGCGGGAGCUGAAGAUGACGACAGCAGGGGGCAGCAGCAGCCGCAGGAUGUGGAAAAGGCCCAGGAGUGCGAUAACAACGGCUCGAACAGUGUCUCCUCCCAGCAGCAACUGGGGGUGACGGGAGUCGGAAAGCGCCCUCGACCCCCCUCCCGCCGCCCGCCCUCGGCGUUCUCGCUUGACCCGGUUACGGUGAGAGGGAGGCCCUUGGCGACGGGGGAGCGAAUCCGCGGAGCCACCGUCUCAACGCCCCCCCUUCGAAAACUCCUGUUCUCCGCGACCCUCACCAACAACCCGCAAAAACUGGCGGGUCUGGACGUGGUGAACCCGCUGAUUUACACUGCAACGGAGUUCUCGACGGCCGCCGGGGGCCAGCGGAGGGAAACGAGUGGGGCCGACGGUGACCCACGACCUUCUCAGGAAACCCGGCGGUCUAACUUGGACGGGAUUGGCACGGCGGUGGAAGGGGGGGGGCGUUUCAGCACGCCUGCCACGCUGGAGGAAACCUAUACGGUUUGCGACUCGCAGGCGAAACCGCUGGUGCUGCUGUCCCUGCUGCGAGAGAUGGUGGGGCGACAGGCAGACCUCUCGGUUGUUUUCACGUCUUCCGUCGACUCGACACACCGCCUCUUCCGCCUCUUGCAGCUUUUCGGCGGGUUCGAGAGAACGGCGGGAACAGACGCCGAAGGCGGUGGCGGGGACGGUGACACCCACCUCCCCGACGACGCCAUACACGGCGACGGCAACGAUGACGGCGACGGGGGCGUGGCCGAGUUUUCGAGCAGCCUCGGGCAGAGGCAGCGGUCCAGCAUCAUCCGCCGCGCCCGCGCGGGCGCGGUGCGCGUGAUCGUGUGCUCAGACGGGAUGGCUCGCGGCAUGGACCUGGACGGCGUGGGGCUGGUGGUGAACUACGACGUGCCUUCUCAGGCAAAGACUUACGUGCACCGAGUGGGACGCACAGCGCGGGCGGGAUCUCGGGGCACUGCCGUCACCAUCACCAAGAAGGGACAGGUGAAGCAGUUCCUCAACAUGCGCUCGGGCAUCGAUAAGAAAAGGGUGCGAUUGGACUCGUCCCCCGCCGAUCAAUCCCGCCUCCUUCCCUUGGCCGGUCGGUACCAGCUCUGCCUGAAGGACCUCAAGGAGGUGAUGGAGGCGGAGAGGACUGGGGAGCUGGACCCUAGUGCUCCUGUUACGGCAACAGAGAGUAACGCGUAGAGUACUGCUGGUGCUGCUGCUGGCGUUGCUGGCUUGGGAGGCUUUGAACGGCAGGAGCAUGGAUGGACUUGAACCUCCCUCCGUUUUUUUCGACCCUCCUGCCUUUAGGCGGCGAGAAGGACCGGUGCAAUGCCUCAUAAUUCUGCUGCUGGUGAAUCUGGUGGUGGAUUCAUUUCUCGGUGUGGGCGCACAGACGUCAGUCCUCCUCGGCUUGUUGAUUCUCCUGCUGUGCUCCUAUGGAAAGGUUGCGGCAUGAAUUUCUGUUACUCCUGUCGCUGUAUGGGGCCUUUUUCGGGGGUGGUUGUGCCAGCGGACGCUCAUCCCAGCUCGGUAUUGAUUUCGUGUGAAGUCACUCAGUGCACGUGUACCGAGAAACUGGGGAGCUGCCGUAUCGAGUUGGUGUUGCUCAUGUUAUUCUGAAGCUUUAGCUUCAGUCUCAUCUUUCAAUAUUUCUGAAGCUUUUGUAGCUUCAGUCUCAUCUUUC